Porites lobata is the source of this 3325-nucleotide messenger RNA. Lineage: Eukaryota; Metazoa; Cnidaria; Anthozoa; Scleractinia; Poritidae. The record is from the annotation of a GenBank genome assembly.
GUUGAAUAUUUAAAUCACCGGUAAUUAAAACUUUCUUAAAUAACUAGGAGCGGAUUGUUUGUGCUUGAGCACUGUGAACAUCCACUGAUGUCGCAGAGCAGAAAACUCUGAUGCCGGUUUAAGACACCUUGCACACAACAGAAACGGAAAUGUUGGGCAGUAAGUUGGUAGUAAGUCUUACAAGGCAGAAGACGGACGACUUUGUUCCAUCAGACACUCCUUUGAAGAGAUGUAUGACUCUCUUCGACCUGACAGCGCUAGGAAUCGGUUCUUUGGUAGACGCAGGGCUGUAUGUUGUCAUAGGCCAAGUUGCGCAUUCCGUAGCAGGUCCAGCGAUCGUUCUGUCGUUUGUCAUAGCCGCUGUAGCAUCUCUACUGGCUGGUCUCUGUUAUGCUGAGUUCGCAUCGAGGGUGAACCGAGCUGGAGCAGGCUACAUCUAUACCUAUAUAGCCAUUGGUGAAAUCUGGGCGUUUAUAACGGGCUGGUGCAUGAUCACGGAAUUUGUUCUGUCCGCUGCAUCUCUAGCAUCUGCGUGCAGCCAGUACAUCAACUUUUUAUUCAAUGGUUCGGUCUACAACUUCUUUAAGGAAGAAUUCGGCGUCUGGAAUGAACCAGUCUUAGCACCUUAUCCCGAUCUGCUGGCCUUCGGUUUGGUUUUCGUUGUAAUCAUCAUAGUUUGCCUUGGCGUGAAAGAGUCCAAGCUAGCAGUGGAUAUUACCGUUUUGUGCAAUCUACUAGUAGUCUUGUUCAUCAUUUUCGCCGGUGCAUACUACUCUGAUGCGAGUAACUGGUCGAGUUUAGAGAAGUUUGCACCCUACGGAUGGACAGGCAUACUUACAGCUGCUUCAAAAUGCUUCUAUUGCUUUAUAGGAUUCGAUACUAUACCCAGUGCUAGCGAAGAAGCUAUUAACCCAACAGUGUCAGUCUCACUAGCGAUUCUACUAUCAUUAGGAAUAAGCUUGCUGGCCUAUAUAGGUGUAAUAGUAGUAUUGACAAUGAUGGUUCCAUAUUACGAACUCAAAGACCUCGCACCCAUUGCUGAGGCUUUCGCAGUGCGGGGUUUUAAAGCUUCAAAGUACAUUGUGUCAGUUGGGGCCCUGUGUUCGAUGCUGAGCAGUUUAUUGGCUGCUUGCUUUGCAGCGCCUCGUCUUAUCUAUGCCUUAGCCUAUGAUGGUCUUCUAUUCAGCUGUUUCACCACGAUCGACAAGGAAAAGAGGACGCCGUUACGUGCCGUGGUGGUUAGCGGAGCGUUAAGCGUAAUCUUGGCGUUCCUGUUCGACAUAAGCCAACUGGUGGAAAUGGUAUCCAUCACGGCCAUUACAACCUAUACCAUGGUGUCAUUAUCAGUGAUACUCACACGCUAUCGACCCUCCUUAGACUCUGUACUUAACGAAGGACAAAGCAAACAACGAACGCAAUCAUGGCUCAGAAAAUUCUUUUCAAAGCCUACGAAAGGAGCAGGUCAUAGCUAUGAGAAACUUUCCCGCGAAAAUGAUAGCGUGACGACAACGUGUCACGCUCAUCCCACUGAAUACACCAGCACUAUUGCGAACGUCACGGUCACGAUCAUGCUGCUGUCCAUGUUCGCUCUUUGCGUUUCGCUGAAAACCUGGAUGAUAAGCAGCGACAAUAUGAACACCAUGACAUUGUUUGCAGUGUCACUGUACGCCAUUGUUACCGUAGCAUGUCUGGUUGUUUUAGGGCUGCAACCGCAAAAUGGCGCUUCUUUUCCGUUCAUGGUUCCUUGGGUACCGCUUCUUCCCGCCAUCAGCAUAUUCAUAAAUAUGCUACUCUUAACGCUUCUUCGCCCAUUCACUUACGUGCAGUUCGCUUUUUGGGUAACAGUUGGUAAGAUAUCUAAACUAUACAUAAUACAUCAAUCUACUAUGCGAUCUACUAUCCCUUUGAUCAUUCUUAUUUCUUCUUUCUCUGCUAAAGUGCAUAUUUAACUCAAUUCAAGCCUCGACAGCUGGUACUAAGUUAUUAGCUAACAAUAAUAAUGAUAAAUAAUUACAGUUUUUGGAACGCAUUAUGCAUUGCCUCGAUGCGUUUACAGAAAUAAAAAUCUAUCAUGGCCUAAGAUUAGAAUCAACAGACCAAAAAAAUUCGAAAUGCUAUAAUGCUGCAGAAAUAUGCUAUAAGAAUGCGUCCUGAAAGAGAUCCUUUUAAAAGAAUCUAAGGAAAUCGUUGUUUUAAUAUUCACUGGCAGGUUUUUCCAAAGUUUGGGUGCAGUAAUUUAGUAUAAAUCCUUGGCAAAAAAUUUCUUUGAUGCUUGCCGGCCGCCCAAAUUUCCAGUCACACCCAUAAAUUUUGACAUAAACACAAGGCAAGGAAAAGAAAAAGAUAAAUACAAACUUUGGAGACGCGUAACAAUACGCUUCCAGAACAAAUCAAUGAUGCAUUAAAAUGGAGAUCUUGAGACGCCACCAGGUCAAGAAUAGUGUUUACAAUGGAAAGAAAACAAUUUGAAUGCUUUUAUAAACCACAAGCGUCAAUUUAGCCUGUCGAAGUCAUAUAAAUAGAAUCUUACGGAUAAUUUACCUAAGCGUAAAGGUUACUCUUAUCAAUCAAAACAAUCAGCUCUAAUGCUAAUUUUUUAAAAACACUGUUUGACGAAAAUAAGUGAAAGACAUUUUACAAUUGACCCAGUGAGGCGAAAAAAAAAAUUGAGAAACAAGUUGCAGCAAAGAUCUGCAGUUUGCAUGCAUAAAAUUUCAAAAAUACUUAUGAACAGUUUUCAUUUUAGAAGAACAAUUUAAAUAUUAAAAAGAGGUUCCAGAAACCUCACACUGAGAUGAACGAAUACAGUAGCGGAGAGGAGGGGUGGCAAUCCAGGAGGUGGGAGAUUGGUGUAGGACUAGGAAAAUUGACAAAAAACAUGCAAAGGCUUGGAAUAAAAAGCCAUUAGGUUCAGCUCCUAUCAUACACCACAAAAAGUGGCCAGGCCAAAAAGUACGGGAAACCCCAACAUUUUACGUCGUAAAAUAUUAAAAACGAAGUUUAAAACGAAGUAACUCAAUACUAACUGAUGAAGAGAAUUUUUACUCGAAGGUCACUUUGUUGCGGGGUUUUGUCAAUAGACUCGACAGCUGGAAAUAACUUUCAUGUUUUUAUCAUUAACUUUUGAAGCAAUAUUCAACUAUAGUCUUUCUCACUGUGUUUCCAAUUUUUCCUUCGUUUCCUUGCAGGAAUGUUUGUUUAUUUCCUCUAUGGAUAUCACAAUAGUAUUGAAGGAAAGAAGCCCAAGAACAUAGAACUGGAACUUGAGCCAGUCCCUGGAAUACCAGUCUUUGAAACAAAUGCCAACCUGCCCAUGAAGCCAUGA